UUAUGCAACAUCCCUCCUGAUCCCUCCUCCUUCCAGCGCUCAGCCCCCUGCUCGGCCCCCAGAGCUCCACACCCCUCUGGGAUUCCCCACCCACCUGGACAGCUGGUCAGCCAGCCGGUCAGCUCCCUGGAGCUGCCACCGCCCUGCCUCCAAGGGAAGCCAGGGCAAGGGGCCCGAAGAGGGGGCAAGACCACUGCCCCUGCUGCUGAACCACCCUAAAUCCAACUGGCCCAAGGUGAAGUGGAGCCUCUGGUGUGUAGGUGACAGGGGCCAGCGUUCUUCUUUUUCCACUGGAUCACAGGCAGAGAAACUGAGGCAUGGGGUGGGCCUCAUGCCACAGGAGCUACUGUAGGGGGAAGGCCCUCCAGUCCAGGCCAGCCCUGCACCUGGCUUUGCCACCGGCCUGCUCUGGGGGCGUAGCUGCAGUGGAGCAGGCACCUUGGCUCGAAGCCCAGAGCAGUGAGCUUAGGAGGGGGUGGGGCAGGCAAGGGACCUGGUCUCCUGGGGGCCCCUCACCACGCCCAUCCUCCCUCCUGAGCAGAGCUGGGAGAUAAAGGAGGUGCCUGGGCUCACAGGCUGGCUCUGGUGCCCUGCAGGUGAGGGCCCCCAUCCUGAGGCCUGAGAGCAGGAACAGGGGGUGGAGGGAGUGGAAGUGGGGAAUGUUAUAAGCUUUCACCCCUGCAAGGCUGUCUUCCUGGAUUCCUAGUUCUAAUUGUGCUCAGCUACAGGCCGAAGUGCAUGUGUGUGUGUGUGUGGGAGGGGUGGUGGUGGUCAUGCAUGUAAGAAUUAAGAACUGCUCUUCUGACCUGUCACAGGGGACCCAGAGAGACUGGGGUUAGGGGCCAGACUUUCCCAACAGGGUCAGCAGAAACAAAAGGCUCUGUGUAAGUGUAGAAGGAGGGCUAGCUGGUCUGGAGCAAACAGCUGGGUGGCUGACCCCUCCUCUCCGGGCGAGCUGCCCACUUCCUGAUUAGCACUGGAACCUCGGAGAGCUGAGAGGGCCUUCCCACUGCCCCAUCAUGCCUCCCGACAGCCCCUGUGCUCAGCCUGCUGAAGGGCCUGUAGACGGCAGUGGGGAGCCUCCCACCGCCCUUCCUCCGUUUCUUCCCCAGGGAGCCCCAGUCAUGGUCCCUCUGCUGCCCGCGGACGUGAUGGUGACACGACUGUCGCGCUCCAUACGCCUGUACUGCAAGCAGCAGGAGCCCCCAGGGACACCGGGCCCGCCCCGCCCACUGCUCCUGCUGCUGCCCUGGUUGGGGGCCCGGCAGGGGGCCCAGGCCAAGUACCUGCAGCUGUACCUGGCCAGCAGCUUCGACGUGCUGGUGGUGGAGAGCGCUCUGAGACACUUCCUGUGCCCGCGCCUCGGCCUGGGCCGCGCUGCUCAGGUGCUGGAGCUGCUGCAGGGGCAGAAGGCGCUGGCCAGCCGGCCCCUGGUAGUGCAUGCCCUCUCCCUGGGGGGCUACACCUUUGCUCAGAUGCUACUGCUCAUCCGCCGACAGCCCGGGCGCUAUAGCACCGUGGCCGGACGCCUCUGGGGACACAUCUUCGACAGCCUGGUGGUGGGCAGCCUGGACCGCAUGGCGCUAGGUGUGUCUCAGCUGAUACGGCCACAGGCGCUAGGCCCGGUCAUCAAGGCCACAGCCACACUCUACUUCUACCUUUUCCCCGGCUGCACCGUGCGACACUAUGAAGCGGCCCUGGACGCCUUCCAUCGGCCGCCUGUCCAGCCCCCAACCCUCAUCUUCUACAGCCACGAUGACCCUCUCUGCGAUGUGGCCCGUCUGCGGGAGCUGUUGGCCGGCUGGCAGCAGGAGGGCAUGGCUGUGUGGACGCAGGCCUGGGAGACCUCUCGCCACGCAGCACACUUGCGCCAGCAUCCUCUGGAGUACCGCAGAGCCCUCUCCACCUUCUUGGGGAGGCUGGGCCUGGCAGCACCCCCAUCCCGGCUCUGAGGGGCACAGCCCGAAGUGGGGGGAGCAUGAUGGGAGACGGAGACGGGUUGGGUUGGUAGAGGCCCAGAGACCUCGCAGUUUAUUCACUUAUUUAAUAUACAAUGAUGCUACUGUGA
Suncus etruscus (white-toothed pygmy shrew) is the source of this 2068-nucleotide messenger RNA. RefSeq names its product transmembrane protein 53-A-like. Bases 1020 to 1952 code for a protein of 310 amino acids. The record is from RefSeq and is a predicted model, not a curated record. The transcript is spliced from 2 exons. NCBI's taxonomy places the organism in Eukaryota, Metazoa, Chordata, Mammalia, Eulipotyphla, Soricidae. Gene Ontology annotation, molecular function: serine hydrolase activity.